Messenger RNA from Clarias gariepinus (North African catfish), 1746 nucleotides. RefSeq names its product gonadotropin releasing hormone receptor 1 (gene gnrhr1). Gene Ontology annotation, cellular component: membrane. Gene Ontology annotation, biological process: G protein-coupled receptor signaling pathway. Gene Ontology annotation, molecular function: gonadotropin-releasing hormone receptor activity; peptide binding. Lineage: Eukaryota; Metazoa; Chordata; Actinopteri; Siluriformes; Clariidae. The record is from RefSeq and is a predicted model, not a curated record. The transcript is spliced from 4 exons. Bases 161 to 1300 code for a protein of 379 amino acids.
AGAACAUGGAAAGAGAUCUUCAGGACUUUUUCAAAACAUGUGACUCACUUCCUUUUGAUCUAUUAACCGCACUUUCAUCUGGAUACUUUGCAUCGAAUAACAGCACCUUGAUGAAAGUGGGCUUCCUGCGGAUUAAUCUCUAGCAUCAGCGAAGCUCAGCAUGUCAGGAAACACAACACUUCUACUUUCCAACCCGACAAACGUCUUGGACAAUUCUUCCGUGCUGAAUGUCUCUGUCUCACCACCCGUGCUCAAAUGGGAGACCCCGACCUUCACCACGGCUGCUCGAUUCCGUGUUGCGGCCACCCUGGUGCUCUUCGUAUUUGCUGCCGCGAGUAACCUGUCCGUGCUGCUCAGUGUAACACGGGGUCGAGGCAGGCGCUUGGCCUCACACCUGCGCCCGCUCAUUGCCAGCCUGGCCUCGGCUGACCUGGUCAUGACUUUUGUGGUGAUGCCACUGGAUGCGGUGUGGAAUGUGACAGUGCAGUGGUAUGCUGGAGACGCCAUGUGCAAGCUGAUGUGCUUUCUGAAGCUGUUUGCCAUGCACUCGGCCGCAUUCAUUCUAGUGGUUGUGAGCCUGGACAGACACCACGCCAUCCUGCACCCGUUAGACACCCUGGACGCAGGACGCAGGAACAGGAGGAUGCUGCUGACUGCAUGGAUACUCAGCCUACUCCUUGCUUCCCCACAGUUGUUCAUUUUCCGGGCAAUUAAGGCCAAAGGUGUCGACUUUGUCCAGUGCGCUACACACGGCAGCUUUCAACAGCACUGGCAGGAAACGGCAUACAACAUGUUUCACUUUGUCACGCUUUAUGUGUUCCCUCUGCUCGUCAUGAGUUUGUGCUAUACACGUAUCCUGGUUGAAAUCAACCGCCAAAUGCACAGGAGUAAGGACAAAGCAGGAGAGCCUUGCCUGAGACGCAGUGGAACGGAUAUGAUCCCCAAAGCCCGUAUGAAGACCCUGAAAAUGACCAUAAUUAUUGUCGCCUCAUUUGUCAUUUGCUGGACGCCGUAUUACCUCCUCGGAAUCUGGUAUUGGUUCCAACCACAGAUGCUGCAUGUGAUCCCUGAUUAUGUCCAUCAUGUCUUCUUUGUUUUCGGGAACCUCAACACAUGUUGCGACCCAGUAAUAUACGGCUUCUUUACGCCAUCGUUCCGUGCCGACUUGUCCAGAUGUUUCUGUUGGAGGAACCAAAAUGCUUCAGCCAAAUCUCUGCCACACUUCUCUGGUCAUAGGAGGGAGGUUAGUGGGGAAGCAGAGUCAGACUUGGGCAGUGGUGACCAACCCAGUGGACAGUAAGCUCAAAUGAUUUGAACUUGAUAAUGUUCUUUGUUUCAAGGGAAAUGUGAUGAUUAACUGUAGUAUUAAUCAUGUACUGCCUUAUCUUUUUCACGUGGUCUGGUAUUCUAAAUGAGAAAAAUUAAAAAUGGAAUCUAAGAAUUGUUAAAUGCCUGUUAGGGAUGGGAAUCACCAGGGACCACCUAUUACAAUAUUAUCACGAUACCUACUGUAGGUGCCGGAUCGAUUUGUAUUGCGAUUCUUGAAAUAAUUGAAGUAAACAAACCUAGCAAAUAAUUUGCUCACAGCACACAGGAUACUGUGCUACUUGCCAGUGUUGGAAUAGUUUAGAGUGCACCACCUGCAACAUUUUACCACUAAAACAAAUAAAAAAAAAAAAAAAAAAAUAAUAAUAAUAAUAAUAAUAAUAAUAAUAAUAUGAAUAAUAAUAAUUUUUAAUGGGAGCA